Ruditapes philippinarum (Manila clam) is the source of this 396-nucleotide messenger RNA. RefSeq lists its product as uncharacterized. NCBI's taxonomy places the organism in Eukaryota, Metazoa, Mollusca, Bivalvia, Venerida, Veneridae. The record is from RefSeq and is a predicted model, not a curated record.
UUCAAAAAGAGAUCACCAACCAGGAAGUAAUCAAUCAGGAAGUUUUGAAAGUUUUAUAAAGUUUUUAAAACUAUUCUUAUAAGAAUCAAAUAGAGUAAAACGAUUCCAAAUAUUGAUUUAUAUGAAAUUUUCUACUAAUUCAACUAUAUACCACAAGCUGUCAUUAUUUUUAUGCUGCAGGAACAGUGUCAACUAUAAGAGAUUGUGAUUUCAACGUUGAACAUCAUAGAAUUCUGUAAUCAUCAUGAGUAGAUCACGCUUACCCCCACCCCCGGGCCGUAGUAGACCUUUACCACCCGAGCCUCCAUCAGGGGAGUCGGGUGAUGCCCCACCCCCUCUGCCAAAUAGACCCGGUCAUGGAGGUAAACCAGGACAUGGUGGGGGAAGACUCCCACC